This is a messenger RNA of Neurospora tetrasperma FGSC 2508, 2925 nucleotides long. RefSeq lists its product as uncharacterized. The coding region runs from base 110 to 2767 and encodes 885 amino acids. Gene Ontology annotation, biological process: septin cytoskeleton organization. Lineage: Eukaryota; Fungi; Ascomycota; Sordariomycetes; Sordariales; Sordariaceae. Gene Ontology annotation, cellular component: cell division site; cytoplasm; endocytic vesicle. The transcript is spliced from 6 exons. The record is from RefSeq and is a predicted model, not a curated record.
CUUCGGCGUCUUGUCUUAAUGUCGUUCUUGCUGUUGUUGGUUUGACCUGUGCCGUUGCCCCCCUCCCCUCACCAGUCCGAGCGACUUCUUUAAUUGCGCAGCUCAUCGCAUGACUACGCCCACCAUGGACGACCUUUCGAGAGCAGAGUAUCCGGCGAUGCUGGCCAGCCUCCAGCCCAACCAAGCAGUACAAAUAUUCUCGGACCGGGUCAAGCGGAUCGCAAAAGUCAACCAGGAAAUUGCGGACUGGCUUCAGGAACGCAGGAGAGUUGAGGAGCAAUAUGUUGCCGGCUUGCGCAAGUUGCUUCUCUUCAAGGUUCCCAAUGCCGCAUCUGAGCUAGGUGUCUUUCAAGCACCAUGGGACAAGAUCCUCUCGUCGACCGAUGGAAUUGCGGCUUCUCACCAGCUAUACGCCCAGCGCAUCGAUAAGGAUGUCGAACAACCCCUUCGCAGCUUCCAGUCCCGCAAGGAGAUGCAGAACAUCAACACCAUCAAUGCCAACCUUCAAACAAUGGCAAAAGAGCUCGACGAUGCUGCCGAAAAGUCCGAAAAGCUUUCCAAGAAGGGUGGGAAGGCCAGGAGCCAAAAAGUGGACGCGGCCGCAUCGAGACUGGAAGCUGCCUCGCAACAAUGGGAAUCGCAGGCGCCGUUUAUCUUCGAAACCCUCCAGGCUCUAGACGAACAAAGGACCAACCACCUACGCGAUGUCUUGACUCAGCUGCAGACCCACGAAGUCGACCAAGCCACUCGGACCCAGGCGGCAGCGGAGGAGGUGUUGAACACGAUGCUCGAGAUUAACACUGGCCUGGAAAUCCACAACUUCGUCUCCAAGGUUACGGCUGGAAGGCCCAAGUUUGAAAGGAGGACGACCACGGCUAGACAAUCGAGCUCUGCUGGCGGAGGGAGCCCGCCCGUGGGACCCCCUCCGGGCACUCCAUUGCACGACGAUGACGGCAUGAGUCAACACUCCGGCUUUAGAGAUCAGUCAGAUUCGAAGCUACGCAGCCGUAUUGGAACAAUGCUAGGACGUCGAAGGCAGAGCAUUCAUGGGGGAUUCGGACAGUUGGGCCCCCCCAAGGCCCUUGGCGCCUUCACUCGCGGCCUUGGUAGUAGUCAUGGUCAGACAUUAUCUCCAGGGGGGUCUUCUCACAAUCUGGCAGAGUCCCAUCCUCACAGGCUGUCGUCCAUGGCCGAAAGACCCUCCACCUCAGAUGAGCGGGUGAAGAGGGACAACAUUAAUGAUUUCUUGCAUGGCGGUACAAAUGGAUUCAACUCUGGGGAUGGACAGGCCGAGUCUAGCCAGCCACGACCGACUCCCAACAACCUCACCAAUGGUACAGCUGAGAAUAUUUUCGAUGCCGCUCCCUCGGCACCUCCCGCCUCUACCCAGCAGUCAGAACCUCAAGAGGAGCCUGCGAAGGAUGCCGAGGGUUAUACCAUUCCUCAGUAUUCCCACGACCCCAUCGCCGAGGCCCAAAAGGAGGCGGCCGCUGAAGAGCCUGAUCACUUGUUCAAGCUCAACAUCCAGAACGAACCCAUUGCGGAAGAGGACCAAGAUGCGAAGCAAGCGGCCCUGUCGAACGUCGCCCAUACACUCACGGCUAUGGGACUCCCGAAUCGCAAGGCAGGAACUGUUAGAGGCAGGAGAGAUGUGCGUCACACCAUGUACAUACCUGCUAUGCCAGUACCGGAUCACCCCGAAAAUCCUUUCCCCUCAUCACCAUCCCUGCCAGCUACAGCUUCAUCCAUUAUUAGGUCUACACCACCGAUAACUCUGGGCUCAGAGCCAAGCCGUGCCUCGCAUGCUUCCGAUAAUCAGUCUAUUCGGUCUGGAACGUCAUAUGGAGCGGGCUCAGCUUACGGUGGCAUUGCACAUCUGAAGCAUCAGGACAUCCACGGACCUGAUUUUGGACCAGGCCUACACUCGUCCAUUAUUGAAACCGUCUCCGCUCUUUUCCAGGAUGGAGAGGCCAAGUCCGUUAAAGUUACUGGUGAAAUCGCUCUCUCAUACAAGUCCGACCCUCAUAACCUCCAGACCGAUAAUCAAAUAAUACGUCUCAACAACUUUGCUCGCCUUGAGUCUAUUGGACCCAAUCGCCUCUUUGUUACUAGCGACGCCACUUCCCCGGAUGAGUUCACCAUUAACACCUCACACCUCACGACUGUAUCCACUCCCGCUUUUACCUACCGAGUCCACGCCGAGAACGAUACCGCCCUCGUGUCCUCUCACUGCCCGAUCAGCAUCAACCCCGUUUGGAAACCCCAGGGAGAUAAGCUUGGUCUUUUGCUUCAGUACCGCGUCAACCCCUCUGUGACGUUGCAGCGCCCUAUCGUCCUGCACAACGUGACCUUUGUCGCGACUUACGAGGGUGCCCGCGCAAGUGGUGUCCAGACCAAGCCUUCCGGCACCCACCUGAAGGAGAAGCAUCUUGUGUACUGGAGAAUUCCCGAGUUGACACUGACGGAUGACUGGGCCAAGAUCAUCUGCCGGGUAAUUGGCGAGCAAAACGGUGAACCACAGCCUGGGCACAUUGAGGUCAGGUGGGAAUACACAGCUCCUCCGGCAGGCGAAGUGGGUAGCGGCAUUUCGGUAUCGAGGCUCGUGGAAGGCAAGGGCAAGGAAAAGGCGGAAGAACAGUCGGAGGAAGAGGAUCCAUUUGCGGAUGACAAGGGACCGAUUUCACCUCCGCUGGGUAAGGACGGCAGGACGUGGGCUGAGGUUCCUCUGUCGAGAAAGUUGAUCGGCGGGAAAUAUGAGGCCAAGUGAAAGUGAAUAGGGGGAUAAGAGGAGAAGAAAAUUGGGACGGAGAGACUGUGGUCAUCUGUGUAGCCAUGUGACGAAAAGCCAUAUGAAAGGGUAAAAAGUGGCUAUCUAAUCUUGUCCGCAAUCUAUCUCUCCAUGUAAUGGAUAUCAUCGUACUUUUU